AUGGCUUCAUUUCCAUCCUUGUUCUCCCUCCAAGGCCGAACAGCCUUGGUGACCGGGGGCACUCGCGGCAUUGGACAGGCAAUGGCCGUCUCCCUCGCCGAAGCAGGCGCUGAUGUCGUCCUCGUCCAGCGAGACGAGUCCAACACGGCAACACGCGACGACAUCACGAACAGAGUAGGCCGAAAGGCUGUUAUCCAUGUAGCCGAGCUGUCCGACCGCGAAGCCAUCAAGAAGAUAAUCCCGGCGCUGGUGCAACAGGGCUUGAAACCGGAUAUCCUGCUCAAUUGCGCGGGGAUCCAGAGACGGCAUCCGAGCGAAAAGUUUCCAGACGAGGACUGGGAUGAGGUGAUCAACAUCAAUCUAACGUCGGUAUUCACACUGGCGCGCGAGUUCGGAGCCUACCUGCUCUCGCGGGACGCAUCAGAGUUCCCCACGGGACGAAGAGGUGCCGUCAUCAACGUUGCCUCGCUGCUCACUUUCCAGGGCGGCGUGACAGUGCCGGCAUAUGCAGCAUCCAAGGGUGGCGUGGGACAGCUGACCAAGGCGCUAUCCAACGAAUGGGUCUCCAAGGGUAUCACCGUCAAUGCGAUUGCGCCGGGAUAUAUCGACACGGACAUGAACGUCGCGCUAAUCAAUGACCCGAACCGCAAUGCAGGCAUCAUGGCCCGUAUCCCCGCGGGGCGAUGGGGUCAGCCUGAAGAUUUCAAGGGCGUCGCUGUCUUUCUGGCUAGCGAGGCUAGCAACUAUGUGUCUGGGGAGGUCAUCACUGUUGACGGAGGGUGGAUGGGCCGAUGA
This is a messenger RNA of Talaromyces rugulosus, 795 nucleotides long. RefSeq lists its product as uncharacterized. NCBI's taxonomy places the organism in Eukaryota, Fungi, Ascomycota, Eurotiomycetes, Eurotiales, Trichocomaceae. The transcript has 3 exons. The coding region runs from base 1 to 795 and encodes 264 amino acids. The record is from RefSeq and is a predicted model, not a curated record. Gene Ontology annotation, molecular function: oxidoreductase activity, acting on the CH-OH group of donors, NAD or NADP as acceptor.